AUGCUGGGCCUGCUGUGUCUGACCCUCUUCUUGGUUGGGUGCACCACUGCUGGAACCCCAGCGCCCCUGUCUGAGGAUGUGCUGGUGGGCAUCGUGGGGGGCCACAACGCCCCCCAGGGGAAGUGGCCGUGGCAGGUCAGCUUGAGGAUCUACAGCUACUACUCGGCCUCCUGGGUGCACAUCUGUGGGGGCUCCAUCAUUCACCCACAGUGGGUGCUGACCGCUGCCCACUGCAUCCACCAGAGAGAUGCUGACCCUGCAUCCUUUCGAAUCCACGCUGGGGAUGUGUACCUCUAUGGGGGCAAGGAGCUGCUGAGAGUGAGCCAGGUCAUCAUCCACCAGGACUAUGUGCAUGGUGUCUUGGGCUCAGACGUGGCUCUGCUCAGGCUGGAGAAAUCUCUGGACUGCUCAGCUAACAUCAAGCCUGUCAUGCUGACCUCUGGGUCUCUUGUGCUCACCUCAAAGUACCCAUGCUGGGUGACUGGCUGGGGCAUGCACCACAUGUAUGCGUCGCUGCCCCCUCCCUACCGCCUGCAGCAGGUUCGGGUGAAGAUAGUGGACAAUGCCCUCUGUGAGCAGCUGUACCACAAUGCCACCAGGCACCACUACCAGGGCCACAAGUUCAUCCAAGGCGACAUGCUGUGUGCCGGCAGCGAAGGCCGUGGGGCCUGCUAUGGUGACUCAGGUGGUCCCCUGGUCUGCAGGGUGGCAGGCUCCUGGAACUUGGUGGGAGUGGUGAGCUGGGGCUAUGGCUGUGCCCUGAGGGACAUCCCUGGGGUCUACGCACGUGUGCAGUCCUUCCUGCCCUGGAUCACACGGCAGAUGCAGAGGUUCUCCUGA
Molecule: messenger RNA, 840 nt
Organism: Peromyscus eremicus (cactus mouse)
Lineage: Eukaryota; Metazoa; Chordata; Mammalia; Rodentia; Cricetidae
Product: serine protease 29-like
Exons: 5
Coding region: 1-840 (279 amino acids)
Biological process (GO): proteolysis
Molecular function (GO): serine-type endopeptidase activity
Source: RefSeq, a predicted model, not a curated record